This is a messenger RNA of Linum trigynum, 3901 nucleotides long. Lineage: Eukaryota; Viridiplantae; Streptophyta; Magnoliopsida; Malpighiales; Linaceae. The record is from the annotation of a GenBank genome assembly.
CUCAUUAUCAUAAUAAAUUUAAAAAAAUAAAACAUAAUAAAAGUUAUAUUUCAAGGAAAGAGAGUUACUGUUGUCGAUUCUGGGGAAAACGGCUACGGAUUUAGACGGUCGAGGCAGGUUCCGGUUAGAUCCAGCGUCGUCGUGGGCGUCGGUCAUGCUCAGGGGAUCUAACACACGACGGCAUCCUUAUGCUCCGCGGGUUUCACAACAGAGUAUGGGAUGGCGGGAGGAGAUGGAAAUGGCGAGUCAUUUCGGAUGACAAUAAAUGACAGUGGGAUUAAAAGGAGCCGGAACAGCUUCAAGAGCUGGAGAUGGAUGAUUUUCCGAGACAACACCAUCACCACCAUGAUAGAGAUGUUGGUACUGGGAACGGCUACGGUACUAAUUGUACAAUAGUUAGCACCGUCAUAACCAAGGGAAAAACUACUACUAGUUUGAAUUAGUAGUGAUUUAGCUUAGAUGUUGUAUUGAUUUUAUAAUAAUCCGUAGUGAUUUUUACUAGUUAUCACGGUGCUAACCCCUAUAAGGGUUAGCACCUAAUCCCAUCACGUUGGUACUUUUCUUGGACCCGGAAGAAAGGAAAAGGGUGACCGGCCGGUCGGAGUCAAAGAUCCUUUUAGCCUUUAGGCGGCUCUUUUUUUUUUUUUUUUUUACUAAGGUAGAUAUUUAAUAGAUAGGGAAUUACAAAGAAGUGAAAAAUAAAUCGCGGAAAUCAGCCAAACGCUGAUUAACCGAUGCAAGAGCCGUUUUCGCCACGCAAUGGGCAGCCCUGUUAGUUCUACGAGGAGAGAAAACAAAUCGAAUAAACGUGAAUGAAGCCUUCAGCAGCCAAACCUCUUCAAGGAUUGCUCCACCCCGAUCAUGCUCUAUAACAUUCUCCGUUACUCGUCGGAUCACCAUUUGCGAAUCACCACUUAAUCAAACAGAGACAAUGUCUCGGGUUAAGCACCAAACCAUUGCAGCUCUCAAGCAAAAGAAGUUUAGAAAGGCUAGAAUUUAGAAAGCAGCAAAUUAAAAAAAAGUGCAGUUAUGAUAAUUAUGAGGUGGAAAUUAUAAGAAGAUUAAAUUUUAUUUUUUAUAAUUUUUUACUUGACCCGUCACAUAUAUAAUUGUCAACUGUCAGACUUGACUGUCAUAUUAAUAAAAGUUAACGAAGGUUAACGGAGAGUGACCAAACUUGAAUUUUGAACUAAUUUUAGUGACCAUGAAUGAAAUAAACUAAUUUUAGUGACAAACGUAAAACUGUUUAGUAAUUCUAGUAAACAAACUUGUAAUUUACCCACUAUUUAAAUGUUUUUUUUUCAAAAGGCUAUUAUCACAAAGUUCAAACUUGUAUUUUGAAAAAAAAACCUUGCAAAAAAGUCGGUAUUUAGUUCAACUUGACAUGGGUACUAGGGAUGGCAACAAAACCCGAACCCACGGGUACCCACUUGAUCCAACCCGGUCAACGCGGGUAAAAUCCAUGUUGACGGGUUUUGGGUCGACUUUGGGUUUAAACCCGUUCACUAUUCACGGGGUUGGGUUGGAUUUGGGUUUAGGUAAACCCGACCCAUGGGUACCCGCCCGCACCCAUAUAGUUAAUUUUCUUAGUAUAUUUAAUAUUCUAAACAACUAAUCUUAUUUAUGUUUGUGGAGACAUGUCUAAUUUUUUCUUUCAAAUUGUGUAGAAUGAAGUUGAUGUUAUCGAGUGGAGAGUGAAGAAACUUAAUUGAAAGGAAGAAGUUUUCAAUUAAUCAUGUUAUUUAUGGAUAAUUUGUGAUUUGCUUCAAUUUUCUUGAGUUUUCUAGAUUGGUGUUGAACAAUUUUUAUAGUUAAUUUGUGAUUUGCUUGAAUUUUCUAGAAUGGUGUUUUAUAUAUGGAUAAUUUGUAUUGAGAGAUUGAUAUUUAACUUUAAUUUUGAUAGGAACUUGUUGUUGUAAAUUUUUUACGACAAAAACCCGUGGGUACUCAUGAACCCACGAAUACCCAACGGGUUGGGUUUGAGUUUUUCAAACCCAGUGGAUUUUACCCCGAGUUUUUUUUAUGAAAACUCAAACACAGUGAAGUUUACCCCGAUUUUUUUUACGGAUAAACCCAUAGGUUUGAGUUUGGGUUUGGCAAAACCCGACCAAACCCGACCCAUUGCCAUCCCUAAAUUGGGUACAAACUAGAACGGUGUCGUUGCACGCUUCCGAAGUAUAUAAAAGGGUGAACCCUAGCUAGCAGGUUCUUCUCUUUCAGCUGUUCACUGCGCUCACUUCUUCCCUUGACAACAGCGCAGCAGCCGCCGAAGAACCCUAAUAGCCGCCGAUCUCACGCCAUGGCCGUCGGGAAGAACAAGCGGAUCUCCAAGGGCAAGAAGGGAGGCAAGAAGAAGGCAACCGAUCCCUUCGCCAAGAAGGAUUGGUACGAUAUCAAGUCACCAUCCAUUUUCGAGGUCAGGAACAUAGGCAAGACCCUCGUCAGCAGAACCCAGGGAACUAAGAUUGCCUCCGAAGGCCUGAAGCAUAGAGUUUUCGAAGUCUCUCUUGCUGACCUUCAGAAGGAUGAGGAUAAUGCCUACCGAAAGAUUCGCCUUAGGGCAGAGGACGUGCAAGGAAAGAAUGUCCUCACCAAUUUCUGGGGAAUGGACUUCACAACAGACAAGCUCCGCUCCCUUGUCCGCAAGUGGCAGACAUUGAUCGAAGCCCAUGUCGAUGUCAAGACAACUGAUAACUACACCUUGAGGAUGUUCUGCAUUGCCUUCACAAAGAGGCGUCCCAAUCAGGUGAAGAGGACUUGCUAUGCCCAAUCGAGUCAGAUCCGCCAGAUUCGCAGGAAGAUGACGGAGAUCAUGAUCAACCAAGCACAGUCCUGUGAUUUGAAGGAUCUAGUGAAGAAGUUCAUCCCCGAAAGCAUUGGGAAAGAAAUUGAGAAGGCCACUGUUGGAAUCUAUCCUCUCCAGAAUGUUUUCAUCCGAAAGGUCAAGAUCCUCAAGGCUCCCAAAUUUGACAUUGGAAAGCUGAUGGAGGUCCAUGGUGAUUACUCGACCGAGGAUGUUGGUGUGAAGGUGGAGAGGCCUGCUGAUGAGCCGAUGGCGGAAGCAGCAGCUGAGACCGAAGUUGUUGGAGCUUGAUCACAACCCAGAAGACUAGAUAUCUGUAGUCCAGAUUGUGACAAAUCGUUUGAGCUGUCUUUACAUUAGAGUAUUGGAUCCAAGUUUUGAUGGGAUUUAGUUUGGGAACGUGUGCUGAACUGUAGAGGUUUAUUAUCUAUCGGGAUAGUAUGUGAGAUCAAUCAGCUACUUGCGCUUUUCUCAAGUUUUACAUUAAACAUAGCCACUUGGGUUUCAGUGAUGGUCAAAUCUUAUCUUAUUAUUAGUGAUAAAACCUUGCAAUAGUCUCUCCGAUAUAUUUCGUUGGAAGUUGAAAUGUCAUGGAUUCUGUCAGCAUCAAUUGCAUUUUAUCACUGAAAGAUAUGGACAAUGACACAGCAGUUCCUGCUCGUCUUCUUCCACUUCAUUCUUAGUGCAAGAAGAAGCACAUAAGCUGGCAAUGAUACCGUUGCAAUCAAGUGGAAAGCGUUGAGCUCCUAGUUCAACCGGUGCUCAGUUCUUCGUCUGAAUUCGCCGGUUGUGAAGCAAUGGACAUUACGUUCCAUGUGCUGUACGUUCAUCUGCAAUUUCGAAGCAGUGUCCAUGGUGAACGAUGUUCAUCUGCAAUUUCGAAGCAGUGUCCAUGGUGAACGUAGAUGCAUGGCUAACUUCUAGUUACCAGAGACCACAAGGAAACAGGCUUGCCAAAUGGUAGAUUAUAAGUUCCCAAACCCAAACUAACUGCCAUAUCCAGCAAUUUAACUUCUCUCACUGUUUUGUCCCUUCUGGAUCACAGAGACACAGGUAAGAACCACAAUGUCCAGCCAACAAUAAACAAAUUAAUGCUCU